Messenger RNA from Microdochium trichocladiopsis, 1595 nucleotides. Its product is annotated as Dip2/Utp12 family-domain-containing protein. Lineage: Eukaryota; Fungi; Ascomycota; Sordariomycetes; Xylariales; Microdochiaceae. The record is from RefSeq and is a predicted model, not a curated record. Gene Ontology annotation, biological process: maturation of SSU-rRNA from tricistronic rRNA transcript (SSU-rRNA, 5.8S rRNA, LSU-rRNA). Bases 253 to 1458 code for a protein of 401 amino acids. Gene Ontology annotation, cellular component: nucleolus. The transcript has a single exon.
ACCAGCCCGGGACCUCGCGCGUGCCCAGUCAACGCAAGAGUUCCGGCCCUGAGAAUCCAGACUUGCAGGCCGACGAUUUCUUUGGUGGAUCAAAGACUGGCACACCUUCGACGACAAGUCUGUGCUACUUGCCACGGCGCUCCCCAGGACAAAAGCGACCCAGACAUCAAGCCAGGCAGAUUGCCACCACAUCGCGAUCGUCGUUUCCUGCGUAAUCUCGCGUUCGCUAAAGACUCCAAUUCCCAUACUGCCAUGUCGACAAAGCGGAAAGCACCGAGCAAGAUUGCUCAGCCGGUGGUGAAGCAGAGUGCCAAGAAGGCCACCAAGGCCAACAUCAAUGAGUCCGAGACCGCUGUCACAGCGCCAGGCAUCUCGACGGACGUUGCGACGGACAAGCAGGAUGCGAUUGAGAUCUCAAGUGACUCUGCCAGCAGCGAGUACGAGGGCUCCGAUGACGAAGGAGCUGAGAAGGAAGUAGGCGAUGCCUCGGAAGCACCCGCGACAAACGGUUCCGCCCAGACAGCCGCCGAAUCAUCAAAAGCUGGCGCCGACCAGGACACCGAGAUGGCUUCGGCCGACGAUGCCGAGUCAGACCAGGAGCCCGCCCAGCCCACCUUCGGCGAGCUCGCACGCGUCGAGGAGACGAUAGACGUCCCCUCCGCCCUGCUCCUCCCGCCCACAAACGCCCUCGCAAACACUGGCCGUGUCCUCGCACCGCCCAGCUCAGCAUCGCUCGGCACGGUCCUCACACAAGCCCUGCGAACCGACGACAAUGACCUGCUCGAGUCCUGUCUGCACACGACCGACCUCAACACAGUAGCGAACACGAUCCAAAGGCUGGACUCCUCGCUGGCCGGCACUCUUCUGACGAAGCUUGCCUCGAGGAUGCACAGGCGCCCAGGCCGAGCAGGCAGCCUCAUGACCUGGGUGCAGUGGACAUUGGUCGCCCACGGCGGCGCGCUCGCGACGCAGCCCGGUCUUGCCAAGAAGCUCGGAGAGCUCCACAGGGUUCUGGAGGAGCGAUCCAGAGGUCUGACCUCGCUGCUGUCGCUCAAGGGCAAGCUUGACCUGCUCGAGUCUCAGAUGCAGCUGCGCCGCGGCAUGCGCAAUGCUGCCGACUCUGACGAUUCUGACGAUGACGACGAUGAGCAAGGCGUCGUGUACGUCGAGGGCGAGGAGGAGGCCUCUGGCGCCGGAUUCGAUGUUGAGGAUGAUGACGACGGACUGCCCGUCACCAACGGCUUCGCGGACGAUGACUCGGAAGGCGACGAGGGCGCGAGCGACCUCGAGGAUGACGAGGAAGACGACGAGGAAGAGCUCGAGGGCGAGGAGGACCUUGACGAGAACGAGGUCGACCAUGAUGACAUAUCAUCAGAUGAGGAGGACAGUGAAGGGGAGGGUGAGCCUGCGCCGCCAGCGAAGCGCAGCAGAGUCGGCGCGGCGAGCAAGAGGAGAUGAUGCAUGCAUUGAGGAGCGGAAGUAAUCGAAGUUCAUUAUCCACGAUUGAAUAGAAUCGGCAUUUGCAAUGGAAGCGUUAUCCUAAUCUGUGCCCUCAAAGUUGGGCAAGCCACGAGGCUGUGAUUCAGGAGACCGUG